UGCAUCAUACAAAAUGUCGCUCUCAUGGUGCUUCUGGGAGGCGCAUUUCUCAUGUUUAUCGAACCAAAGUAAUGUUUACGGGCUGACUUCUUUUCGGCUUCCAGAUGGAGGCAGUAAAGUACUCGUAGCGCCUCUUAAAGAUAACGUUUUGUGUCUCGAGUAUGUGAAGGAAAAGGGUAAAUUGAAGCCAGUCGCAAAGGAAGUUCAGUUCAUAUACAGUAAUCCAGAUGAUGCAGAGGUGGUGUCCAUCGGUGCAUUUACCAAGCAGCCUGAAGCUACUGGACUGGUUGUCGGUAUCACAUUCACAAAGGAUGAUGGAAGUGACAGUCCCAGCCAUUACUUCAAUAUUUACUACCCUUGGGAGAAGGAUGCAGACUUCAAUCUGGACAGAGAUUCACAGGGCUGGAAUAACAUUGAACAUUUACUGGAUUUUAUACCGUACUACUUGUGUCACACAGACAUAAAUCAAGAGAGAGACUCUGUUUUUCUUCUCACCGGAGGCGACGGUAAAGUCCACUUGUACAAAGAGGGCAAAGGGUCUUCCAGCCGCUUCUCAGAGCACCCAGUCGAAGAUCUCUUUCCUGAAUGUGAAGAUCUUCCAAGCAUAGCUCUGUGGUUACAUUGUGUCUCGUUACCAGAUGAAAGACGAUUGACUGCCAUCGGUUGCCAAAAUGGCUACCUUCGAUUAUCUCUAGUCUCCUGUAAGGCAGACUACACAGACAUCGUAAGGACUUGGGAGCUGCAGCAUGACAGCGCCAUUACCAGCGUAAAUCUCUUCCAGGGCCGCUCUCCAGUCAAGAGACCCUCAUUCUUGCCAAUAGGAGAAGGCGAUGACGAUUGCUCUGACGCUAAUAGUGUAUCUGGGGAUGAAGAGUGGCAUCUACUAGUGACUAGCGCACUAGAGAUUGCUGUUGUAUAUAGGAAUGUUCUAAAUAACGGUUUCCAGAAUCAGUUGGUGUUACCGGAUAGUGAUUGUUUUGACUGUACACUGUGUGCCUGUGUGGCGGAUUUGGAUUGGGAUGCACAUAAUGAAAUCCUCAUUGGCACAUAUGGGCAGGAACUACUCUGCUACAAAUACUUCCCAAGUGACGAUGUGAAACCGCAGAAAAGUGAAGGAAACAAAGCAGCGAAAGAAACCAGAGAUGAUGAAAACCAAAGAAGCACAGUGUUGAGACAAGAGGAUGGAGCCAUUCUGGAAGGUGAUUUACAGGACGAUCUAGAAGGAGAAGAGCGGGAACCAGACAUGGUUGAGGGCGGAGAUGAGAAUCCUUGCCAGGGGGACGGACGUCUCCUAGGAGGAGAGUAUCGACUCGUAUGGCAGAGAAGCUUUGCCCAUCCACUUCUUGCCAUGAAAUAUGUGGAUUUGAUGUCUGAUGGAUUGUAUGAACUCAUACUGUUAUCCCAGAAAGGAGUACAUAUCCUCCAGCAUGAUUUGACGGAAGCAGCUCGCAUGUGUGUAGAAAGACUGACUGAUAUCCCUACACCCUCCUCAUCGGAGGAUACAAGGUGACAAGCAGAGUACUCAUGAUGUACCGGUGGACAUUGACUUGAGGAAUCAGCUAGGACUAUUUAAGAUGGAAACUUGAGAAAUCCUCUUAAACUCUGUAAGACAGACGUUUCCCCAGGGAUAAUGAUGCACGUAGCAGUGGACUUGAAUCCAGACCUGGGCCAAACUUCAUAGAGCUGCUUAAAGACUUCACAUCAGAUGAUGUGUUUUUCGGCCAAAUAUUUCUUGACUGAGUUUUAUCUUUCCUCUAGCACUCCAGUUUGAAUCCUACCGAGGGCACUAAGUGGAUGGGUUUUCAGUCCCUAGUUGACUGCUUGGAUUUUCCCUGGAAUAAUUCUCUGGGGUUUUCCUCCCAUAUCUAAAACUGAAAUUUCCUUAGCAGGUAUAGCAUAAGGUUCCUUUUCUGAAAAUCCUUGGCUUCACAGUCAGAGCUAAUAAAUAAAAUUUAACUUGCAAAUGUCUUAUUUGCACUCAUCAGCUAUUCACAACAAAUGUACUGGCAUAAAGCCUGCAUGCAGGGCACCCUCACUAAAUAAAUGACAGAGUGGAUGACACCACAAGAAUUUCCUUCACUUUUGUUGGAUUAGAGGACUACAAAGAAAUUAUUUUAUUUUGGACCAUGUUAAUAGGUUACAGCGCCCUCUAAUGGUGCCAAGUAAAUAAAUCAGUAGAGGGCGCUAUAUAACUUCCGUAUGGACCAAAUGUAUUAACUUUUUAUGCAGUAUUUGUGUUAAAAAAACAUAUGAAUUCUGGCUCUGUUCAUGGUAACCUGGUACAAACACCAUUCUAUCAAACUCUAAUAUUGGUUUAAUUUUUUACAAAACUACUGCAAAUGCCAUUUUUCGCAAACAAAUGGAAGAUUGAUUCUGAACUAUUUACAAGUAUACAAACAUUGGCUAUUGAUCUGUUUAUAUCAAUUGUGGUUCUGUUUAUAGUGGAACAGCACUAGAAUUGUAUAGGUAUUUGGGAGCAAUGGAUACAUUUUUAAAGCCCAAACUGCUGAAAUUGACUUAACAACUUUCUUUUUAUUUCAAAGAGACAAUUAAAGGGAAAGAGUAUCAAAUACUAAACUUUAAACAACUUCUCGAUGCGUACCCUUAACUUUCAAAUAAUUAUGUGCUCAUAUUAAUUUUUGGUUUUUUACCCAUACACCGAUGUGUGUUAGCACUGUAUACUCGGUGUCCUGUGAAAAAAUA
Asterias rubens (European starfish) is the source of this 2703-nucleotide messenger RNA. Its product is annotated as KICSTOR complex protein kaptin-like. Gene Ontology annotation, molecular function: actin filament binding. Gene Ontology annotation, biological process: cellular response to amino acid starvation; actin filament organization; negative regulation of TORC1 signaling. NCBI's taxonomy places the organism in Eukaryota, Metazoa, Echinodermata, Asteroidea, Forcipulatida, Asteriidae. Gene Ontology annotation, cellular component: lamellipodium; KICSTOR complex; actin cytoskeleton. The transcript has 11 exons. The record is from RefSeq and is a predicted model, not a curated record. Bases 14 to 1510 code for a protein of 498 amino acids.